Molecule: messenger RNA, 325 nt
Organism: Wasmannia auropunctata (little fire ant)
Lineage: Eukaryota; Metazoa; Arthropoda; Insecta; Hymenoptera; Formicidae
Product: N-acetyltransferase 10-like
Exons: 2
Biological process (GO): rRNA acetylation involved in maturation of SSU-rRNA
Cellular component (GO): 90S preribosome; nucleolus
Molecular function (GO): 18S rRNA cytidine N-acetyltransferase activity; tRNA binding
Source: RefSeq, a predicted model, not a curated record
AUUUGCCUAGAAGGCCAAGUCAGCAAAACUAGCAUAAACGACGGUCUCUCGCGAGGUCGUAGGGCAGCGGGCGAUCUAAUACCUUGGACGAUCGCUCAGCAAUAUCAAGACGAAGACUUUCCAGUAUUAUCCGGCGCGCGCGUUGUUAGGAUUGCUACGCAUCCCGAUUACCAAGGCAUGGGCUACGGUAAUCGUGCGUUGCAGCUGUUGAAGCAAUACUACGAGAUGAAAAUACCUAAUAUCAGUGAAAGCGUUGUGCAAGAGCCCGUGACAGAGAUAAAAAAUGUCCCCGACGAAGCAGUCGGUUUAUUAGAAGAAAAUAUCG